AUGAAGACCGCGUCUCUCAUCGCCGGUCUUGCGGCAGGCGUUGCCUUUGGUCAUCCUGGUAUGGAUAUCAAGAAACUGAUGGCCGAUGCCGUGCUUCAUACCCGUCAGAUAGGCGGUGGUUUUGGUGGCGGCGGUAACAUUGGCGGCGGCGGCCCUUCUACGGAGCUGAUUGGCGAUCUCGUUGGGCUCCGGGAGCGCGAACUUACCGCUACCGGAUCGGCGAUCAGAGAUAUCUUGAUCGCUGAGGCUCCCGGCCAGGACGUGGACACCUUUUACGAUGACUCUGACCUUGCACCCAAAGGCUCUCAGGAGUGUGCAAGCGAUGAAUGCUGCAUCUGGAAGUACAUUGCCGACGACAUGGCUAGGCAAAUGGUGGGAAGCGCUGGCCGGUGCAACAGCGUCGCUCGCGGCGCCAUCCGCCUCGGCUUUCAUGACGCCGCCGCUUGGUCCAAGUCGACGGGUGGCACCGGCGCUGAUGGCUCCAUCAUCCUCGCCAACGAGUGCUUGACGCGCGACGACAACAAGGGCCUCGAAGAGAUUUGCGGGAUUAUGUCGAGCUGGCAUGCCAAGUACAAGAAGUAUGGCGUCAGCAUGGCCGAUAUGAUCCAAAUGGCCUCGAAUGUCGGCACUGUCUCGUGCCCCCUCGGCCCUCGCGUCCGCACUUUUGUCGGCCGCAAAGACUCGACUACUCCCGCCGUCAAGAAACUCCUUCCUGAUCCCUCCGACAGCUCUACCAAGCUCUUCAAGCUUUUCGCGGACAAGUCAUUCACGCCCGCCGGCCUUGUGGCUCUGAUGGGUGCCCACAGCACCAGCCAGCAGCGCUUUGUCGACCCCUCCCGUGCCGACUCGCCUCAAGACAGCACGCCGGGAACGUGGGACAUUGCCUUCUACCAGCAGACCCUCAACCCAAACGCGCCGCCCGCCGUGUUCAAGUUCCAGAGCGACAUCAACGUAUCCCUGGACCCGGAGACUAACGAUGUGUGGAGAAUGUUCGCAGCUGGACCGCGUGGUCAGGCGGUGUGGAACCAGGCCUACGCAACCGAGUACGUCCGCAUGUCCCUCCUCGGCGUCAACAACAUCAAUGACUUGACCGAGUGCACAAAGGUCCUGCCGCCGUUCCGCCCGGCCUUUGAACAGCCUGACCAGGACCUGCUUGACAAGGUCAUGAGCUCCGUCCUCAGCUCUGACGCUAUUAAACAGGCAUUGGAGAAGGGCGACAAGAUCCCUCCCGCCGCGUUGUCAACGCCCUAG
Molecule: messenger RNA, 1251 nt
Organism: Colletotrichum spaethianum
Lineage: Eukaryota; Fungi; Ascomycota; Sordariomycetes; Glomerellales; Glomerellaceae
Product: versicolorin B synthase
Exons: 2
Coding region: 1-1251 (416 amino acids)
Biological process (GO): response to reactive oxygen species; cellular response to oxidative stress; hydrogen peroxide catabolic process
Molecular function (GO): peroxidase activity; heme binding
Source: RefSeq, a predicted model, not a curated record